Serendipita indica DSM 11827 is the source of this 1230-nucleotide messenger RNA. The record is from the annotation of a GenBank genome assembly. NCBI's taxonomy places the organism in Eukaryota, Fungi, Basidiomycota, Agaricomycetes, Sebacinales, Serendipitaceae.
AUGCGCCCAAUAUCGCACUCGAGCCGGGCAUUUGCUCGCAGCGGACAGACUUCCUUUAGGAGUCUUCCGAGCUCACGUGCGCCCUCUGCACUCGUCCACCAGUAUCUUCGACCUCGCGAGUUUCGAGCAUCCGCGACGUGGAACAAGAUGGGCAAAAAGAAAAAACCACAAAUUCCAGAGGAGAUAUUCCACCUUCCUCGUCACGCCUCGCUCGCAGCCGGAAAGCAGCCUGCAUCAAUCAUAGACACACAUACGCAUUUGCUUUCAACCUUUGAGACGUACCACAAGGUCUAUCCAGACGGCUAUCAGUCCUACCACGACUUUGUACGCGGCUUCUACCGGUCACAAGCCGAUUCUGCAAGCACGUCUUCUCCGGAGCCACACCACUCGGUGGACAUUUUGAUCGACGUAUGGUGCGAGGCCCCCAUCGAUCCCAAAUGGAAGGAAAUGGCAGAUUCUGCCCUCGAGGAACAAAGUCGAGCCGCCUUGUGGGGUGGGGUCGAGUACUGGUUUCUCAUGGGAAUACAUCCGCACAAUGCUAGUCAGUAUACGGACGCCGUCGAGGAAGACAUAAUCAACGCCAUGCAACAUCCUCGAUGCCGUGGCUGGGGCGAAAUAGGGUUAGAUUAUCAUUACAUGAAUUCUCCGGCAGAAGUGCAGAAGACAGUCCUUCGCCGGCAGCUGAAGCACGCCGUGGCUCUUUCCAAACCCAUCACGAUUCAUACUCGUGAGGCAGAUGAAGACAUUGAACGUAUCAUGAAAGAGGAAAUACCCAAGGAUCAUAAAAUCCACGUGCAUUGUUUUACAGACAGUCCGACAUUGGCGCGCAAUCUGUUGACACACUUUCCCAAUCUUUACAUUGGGAUCACUGGCGUUAUCACAUAUGGUACCAACUUGAAUACCGCACAAGUAAUCCGUGAUAUGGUGGGCGAACCAGCGAGCUUUGAUGUUUCACGGCUGCGAAUCGUACUCGAGACCGAUGCACCAUACAUGGUCCCUGCAAACAUCUAUGAAUCGCUCUCUCUGACAAGUGGAAAGUCUGUUCGGCUGGCCCUGUCUCACUCGGGGAUGAUUCCAUGGACUGCAGAGUUUGUGGCUUCGCUCGUCAAUGUAGAGCUGGGUCACGAUGCUGUUCUCUCGUCAUCCUCGUCGUCGACGUCGAUGGCCCUUGACGCCAACGACAUUCUAACCAUUUCACGGAAGAAUGCACGCGCUGUUUACGGAGUAUAA